Messenger RNA from Dermacentor andersoni, 3779 nucleotides. The record is from RefSeq and is a predicted model, not a curated record. NCBI's taxonomy places the organism in Eukaryota, Metazoa, Arthropoda, Arachnida, Ixodida, Ixodidae.
UACUCCGUGGUCCGAACGGCGAAGUGAUAACUAACGAGCGAUGCCUGUUAGAAUGGCUGGACGAUUAACUUUGUUAAUAAGCAUGUAUAGGGCAGCAUAAAUUUGAUGAAAUGGGUUCAAAUAAAAAGGAAAGCUACGUAAGUUAAUUCGAACGUAAGUGUUACUAAAUAAAAGCAAACAGAGGACACAAAGCAAGCAUUAAUGUCCGUAAUUUAUCCAUUUCAGAUUUCUAAAAUGACAAGCCUGCGGGUGGCCGCGGCGGUGGGGUUAUUGAUCUUCACAUUGGCUCCACUCGACGUGGCUGCCCAGCAGAGAGCGCUUCCUUACCAACUCUACAACUUUACUACGAAGGUUGACCACUUCUCGUACGGCAACAACGCCACGUUCCAGAUGAGGUACAUCAUGGCGGAUAAGUAUUGGGACAAAACAAAAGGGCCGAUAUUCUUCUACCCCGGAAACGAGAUGAGAAUUGAAGCCCUCGUGCACAGCACGGGCAUUAUGUGGGAAUGGGCACCACGAUUCAAGGCUCUUCUGGUGUUCGCUGAGCAUCGCUACCACGGCCUGUCUCUGCCCUUCGGAAACGACUCAUUUAAGGAUCUGGAUCACAUGGGGUACCUCUCCAGUGAGCAGGCCAUGGCUGACUACGUCGAUCUGUUGACAUGGCUCAAGCGGAAUCUUCCAGGAGCCAAGCACAGCAAAGUGGUCACUUUUGGCGGCUCUUACGGAGCAAUGCUGGCUGCAUGGAUGCGGAUGAAGUAUUCCCACGUCGUCACAGCCGCUCUGGCCAGCAGCGCCCCGUUCAGGAUGUUUCCCGGUCUCGGUUCCUGCGACCGGUACUACAUAGGCGUGACGCAGGCAUUCGAGAAGUCGUCCUGGGGAUGCAGCAAGGUCGUGUCUUGCACCUGGCCAGCGCUGGACAAGCUCGGAUCGACACCGGAGGGCUGCAAGACGCUGCAGGCCAAGUUUCGUACCUGUCACGCCCUGGAGCCCAGCAAUUACCCAGAAUUCCGUGACUGGAUCAGAGACACGUACUCGAUACUGGCCAUCAUAAAUUACCCGUUCGCCGCAACCUUCCUCGGGGCCAUCCCUGCUCAUCCGGUCAAGGCGGCGUGCAAUAUCUUGCGCAGCGGGGCCAAAACUGACGAAAACAUGGUAGAUGCAGUCGCCAAAGUGAUGAAUUUGACGUACAACGGCACCGGAAAGAGCCCGUGCAGCAACGUUUACCUCAGGGCAAAUAUGCAUGCCUACCGGUUCCAGGAGUGCACCGAGCUCAUACACCCGACGUGUAGUGACGGUGUGAAAGACAUGUUCUAUCCUCAAGAGUGGGAUCCCGAGAAAUUUGCCGAACGGUGCCGAAAGAGGUUCGGGGUUACGCCUGAAUUCGAUGGGAUGCUCAAAAAGUACCCGAUCCCAAACUUCGAGAUGGCGUCCAAGAUAUUUUUCAGGUAUACGUUAUAUCAGUUAGUGCACAGAGAUUCCCGUUCAUAUACAAAAAAAAAAAAAAAAAAACGUCUGUUCCAAAAAUGCACCGCGUCGGACAUGACUGCGUUCUCCGGAAGAGUUUACUCCUUUCUUUCUCAUAGAAAAAAAGAAGCGCGAAGGCCCAGGCGAAUUCGCGUCUAUGUGUAUGGUUCGCUUCACAAGAAACAGGCAACUGUCGGAGGCGGUAUGGCUGUGAUUGGAAGCGACGGCGACCUAGAUCCGUGGGCUGUGCACAGCUUGAAUUACGCUCCCACACCGGAAACCAGAUACCUGCUCAUCAAGGGCGCGGCGCACCACGUGGACCUACAGUUCUCGCACCGCGACGAGCCUCGCUCGUACCGGAACGCCAGGGAGGCCGCCAGAAUUCUCGAAGUGAACCACACAUUGGGAAGGAGGCUUUCUCCUUGUGGCCCAAGAAAGCUUUCGAAAAUGGCAAACCUGCUGGUGGCCGCAGUGGUGGGGUUAUUGACCUUCAUAUUGGCUCCACUCGACGCGGCCGCCUAUCAGAGAUUGCUUCCUUACAAAUUCUACAACUUCACUACCAAGGUUGACCACUUCUCGUACCGUAACAACGCCACGUUCCAGAUGAGGUACGUCAUGGUCCAUAAAUUUUGGAAAAAUAGGGACGGACCGAUACUCUUCUACCCAGGAAACGAGAUGGCAAUUGAAUCCUUCGUGCACAGCACUGGCAUCAUGUGGGAAAUGGGAAAAUUGGUCAAGGCGCUACUUAUAUUUGCUGAGCAUCGCUACUAUGGUCUGUCCCUGCCCUUCGGAAAUGACUCAUUUAAGGACCUUGAGCACAUGGCGUACCUCUCCAGUGAGCAGGCCAUGGCUGACUACGUCGAUCUGUUGACAUGGCUGAAGGGAAACCUUUCAGGAGCCCAGGACAGCGAAGUGGUCACUUUUGGCGGCUCUUACGGAGGCAUGCUGGCUGCGUGGAUGCGGAUGAAGUAUCCCCACAUCGUCAACGCUGCUCUGGCCAGCAGCGCCCCGUUCAAGAUGUUUCCUGGUCUCGGUUCCUGUGACCGGUACUACAUAGGCGUGACGAAGGCAUUCGAGAAGUCGUCAUCGGGAUGCCGCAAGCUCGUGUCCCGCACCUGGCCCGUCCUCGACAAGCUCGGAUCGACACCGGAGGGCUGCAAGACGCUGGAGGCAAAGUUUCGCACCUGUCACGCUUUGGAACCCAGCAAUUACCCAGAAUUUCGUGACUGGAUCAGAGACACGUACUCGAUACUGGCCACCAUUAACUACCCGUACGGCAUAACGUUGCUCGGACCCAUUCCGGCCCAUCCUGUCAAGGCAAUUUGCAAUACCUUGAGGAGCGGGGUCAAAACUGAAGAAAGCACGGUGGAUGCAGUCGCUAAUGUGAUGAACCUCGUGUACAACGGCACCGGAAAAAGUCCAUGCAACAACGUUUACCGCACAGCAAAUAUGCAUGCCUACCGGUUCCAGGAGUGCACCGAGCUAAUUCACCCGACGUGCAGUGAUGGCGUCAAGGAUAUGUUCUACCCUCAAGAAUGGGACCCCGAGAAAUUCGCCGAAAGGUGCCGCAAGAGGUUUGGGGUUACGCCUGAAUUCGACCGGAUGACCAAAAAGUACCCCAUCACGGACUUCAACAUGGCGUCUCACAUUAUCUUCAGUGACGGUGACAUGGAUCCGUGGGCUGUGCACAGCUUGCAGGAAGCUCCCAACCAGCGAACCAGACGCUGGCGCAUUGAGGGCGCCGUGCAUCACGCGGACCUGCAGUUCCCCCACCCCGAUGAGCCUCGCUCGUACAAAUAUGCCAGGGAAUUCACCAGCAGGACCAUUAUCCGAUGGCUGAUAUUUCCUUUUUCAUCGCACUAGAUUUUAGCACUCUUACGCAGGGGCAAGUCUUGCGGCCGGGUUUUAUAUGGCCAGAUUCAGAGGAAUGGGCGAUUGACUGCUCGAGCGAAAAAAUUGAGACGCUAUAGGUGGAAACUUGAGGCCAAUGAACGGAUAGAAUCCGCCACUGCAGAGUUUUCGAUUUGUUCGUUUAUGUUAAAAUAUUGCAGGCAGCUAGGCUGCCCCAGCAGGAGAGGUUACACAAAGCACAUUUGAAGGUGCUUUUCAAACAAGACUGUGCAACGCAAGCUGGGUGAGAAUUCAACAGUUCAUACCCAGGAAAGGAAAACUGAAAAAGCUACACCCUAGUGAGGCGGCGGCGUAUGACUAUGCUAUAAUUUAACCACGAUUGCCGUUAAGGCAGAACAACCGAGUGUUUCUCCCGUUUUCGAGCGGUUUUAUAGAGUGAUUUACCUGGUAAAGAAACUUUAGCC